Symbiodinium natans is the source of this 3324-nucleotide messenger RNA. Lineage: Eukaryota; Dinophyceae; Suessiales; Symbiodiniaceae. The record is from the annotation of a GenBank genome assembly.
AUGCCUCGUCCGCCCAAGAAGUCUGGGCAGAAAUCUGUCUCCAAAGCUGGGGGAAAGGCUUUGAAGGCAAAGGUCACGGAGUGCAAGGAGCUGACUGGUGGGUCGGCUGGGCCGGCUGGGUCGACAAAAGCGCUCAUCCAGGAGGUCAUUGCAGCAUGUGAGGACUGGGUGUCGCAACCCCAGCCACACGCUGUUCUUCCUGUGAUGGCCGUCCAAGAGCUCUCACACAUGGCCUGGGAAGUCAAGAUGAAUUCCUGGCGGUCCAAGGAGGCCUUGGGCGGUGAAGCGGCACAGGCCUUCACAGAACUUGUGGACAGUGGGGGCACGAUUGCCGGGGUUUUCAAGGCCUUGCAGGGCAAAUGCCUGACCACAGGAGACCUGGAUAAACACAGGCCGGAAUCGUCGCAAGCGAAGCUCCAGAACGAUGCCGUGGGCCUCACGUUGGUUGGCAUGAUCCUGGACCUGUCAGCCACUAACCAGCUCGACAGAGAUGGCUCCGCUGAGCUGUGUAGCCCGAACUUUCAGCCUGGAGAAGAGGUGGUCGCUCAAUCGGUGUCCUUCCUUUGGCACGAGGUGCGGUUUACCUUGCCCAUGCUCCUCGAUGCCAAGGCGGCGAGCUCGGAAGCAGCGGCGACAUGUGCUAAAGUGACCCGUGCGCUACGCUCCAUCCACCACCUCUUUGCCGCUCGACGUUAUGCAAGCCGCGCGCUGCCCGCUACCUGCCUUGCUCAUCGCACUGCAGUCCUGGCAGCACAGUGCUCGUCCAUCGCUUCCUUGCUUUCCUCCUGCACUCCGGCUAUCGUCAAGACACCGCUGGUGGCCCUGGGCGCAGCAGCCGGUGACCUCUUGGUGGCGCUCCUGGGCUAUGGCUGCACCGAGCCACAGCUGCAGUCCACGGCCUUUGCUGAGCUGUGCAAGCUGGCGAAGAACCCAAAAAUGCUCGUGAACGGCUUGGGAGGGAAGGGUCCUUCGGGUCCUUCCGGUCCUUCCUUUCUGGCCAUGGCUCUGCGUGCCGUCGGCGCCACCCUGCUUCCCUUGAACCUUGGCCCAAGCCGCGGUGCCCAGACUGCAGAGGCAGCACGACUGCAGGCGGAGUGUGUGGCAUCGGCCGAGGCGCGUGCCGGAAACCUGGCAGCGGCCAUCCUUCAGGUCUUGGUAGACUCCCAAAGUGACUUCUCACAGCUCGAGGCGCUGUUGAUGCAGCUGGUGUCCGCUUGCACGGAUCCGAAGUGGGCAGCCGCACCGCUCUUGGCCCUGCGCAUGAUCGGAGCCCUGAGGCGGGUGGCCGGCGCUUCCCGCGGUGUGGACUUGGAGUGUGCUCGGCGCGAGGAGGCCACACGGCUUCUUGGGAAGGCCGCCGAGGCACUGUGCUCGCAGCAUUUGGAAGCGACAAGAGCCACUUCCGCCGCCCCCAGCACCUGCAAAUCUUGCCAAAGCCAAAUGUUUUGCACGCCCUGCGACGUCUGCGUGCUCCGCCGAGCGACGCCGGCACGCCUGGGAGCAGUUUGCACUGACAGCGUGGGUGCGCAGGGCAUGCUGACACUUGCUGGCUUCCAAAAGAGGGAGGACGUAGGUCACGAGGGUGGAUUGCUGGCCCCCUCCUCUACGGACUUGCGUGGUAGUGCUGUUCCCGCGAGCUGCGCAAGUUGCAACGCCGCAGCUUUGCUCUGUUUGGCUGCGGGCAAGUCGUCCGUUGUCAAGGGCAGUCCCAAAGCCAAGCGGGCCAAGGCCCAUAUGAAAACCUCGCUGCAGGCGUCAGAUCGUAGUCUUCCACUCCUUCAGUCUUGGACGGGCUACAGCAUCCUGCAUGCGGAGGAUUACGUCAUUGCCAUCAAAGUUCCACACGAGUCCGCAAGCAAGAGUGCCGCUCAGACCUUGGCAGGUAUUCUACUUGCGACAUUGGUAGGGCUGAUCAGCUACGAGUUGCUGUGGGCCACAGAAGGUGGGUUCGCGACGCCGUUGGAGGCCAUGAAAUCGGGCAAGGUAGAGGAGUUGCUGUACAUCCCUGCUGUGCAGAUGGAGAAGGGCGAGAAGCCAGAUUAUCUUGCUACCGUUGACCUGAACCCAGAAAGCUCGACCUAUGGCCAAGUCAUCCAUCGCCUGUACAUGGCGGAACCAGGCGAUGAGCUGCAUCACCUCGGUUGGAACGCAUGCUCCUCGAGGGCCGGCCGACACAUUCCUUCCUCAUCGCUCCUGGCGUCCGGAAACAUCCACAUCAUCGACGUGCGGUCAGACCCUCGCGCCCCGCAGAUCCACAAGACCAUCCCGGGAACCGAGCUUCUGGCCAAGGUGGGCGUGGCUCUGCCACACACGACGCACUGCGCUCCAGACGAGAUCAUCAUGUCUUUUAUGGGAAGUGGGACGGCCAAGGAUGGGUUCGAGCCCAGCGGUGCAGGCUUCGUCUCUUUCGAUCCCAAAACCUUCGAAAUCAAGCAACGCUGGGAAGCUGCUGACACCCCGGCGACCCCGCAACGUUUUGGGUAUGAUUUCUGGUACCAGCCACGCCACAAUGUGAUGAUCUCCUCUGAAUGGGGCGAUCCAGGCUGCUUCACGAAGGGUUUUGACCCGACUCACGUCGGAGAGGGGCGUUAUGGUAGCAAGCUCUACGUCUGGGACUGGGCCAAGCGCACCUUGAAGCAGGAGCUCGACGUAGGAGCGGGCUCCAUUCCGCUCGAGGUCCGCUUCCUGCACGAUCCAGACAAGGCAGAGGGCUACACUGGAUGCGCGCUGAGCUCGGAGAUUGUGCGCUUCACCCAGGGUGAGGACGGACAUUGGGUGGCCAAGACGGUCAUUAAGGUGGAGCCAAUACCAGUCGAGGGCUGGGCCUUGCCGGAGAUGCCGGGACUCAUCACAGAUUUUGCGAUUUCCUUGGACGACCGCUUCCUGUAUCUCUCCAACUGGCUUCAUGGAGACGUACGCCAGUAUGACAUCACUGGGGAACCACGGCUCGUGGGCCAGUUCUUUGUGGGGGGCUCAUUGAAACGCGGGGGCGCCGUCACCAGGAAAGAUGGCCUUGCCCAGCCAGAGCCUUUGGUCGUCAAGGGCGUAGAAAUUCAGGGGGGAUCCCAAAUGGUGCAGCUCUCCCUCGAUGGGAAACGUCUCUAUGUGUCCACUUCACUUUUCUCCUCCUGGGACAAGCAGUUCUACCCGGAAAUGGCUGGCCGGGGGGCGCAGCUGAUCCAGCUGGAUGUCGACACGGAGAAGGGUGGGCUGUCCUUGAACCCCAACUUUGUGGUCGACUUCGGGGCAGAGCCGGAUGGCCCGGUACUGUGCCAUGAGAUGAGAUUCCCAGGAGGGGACUGCACCAGCGACAUUUGGAUUUAG